AUGAACACCACGACCACCUCGGUCCUGGUGGGAGCUGAGAGCCGGGAGGACUUACCGGCACAUCGAGCUCUGACCGGCUGCGUCCUGGCGCUGCUUAUCAUCUGGACGCUUUUGGGCAACUUCACGGUGUGCGCAGCCGUUUAUCGCUACCGGCACCUGCGCGCAAAAGUGACCAACAUCUUCAUCGUGUCCUUGGCUCUGUCGGACCUGCUGGUCGCGGUGCUGGUGAUGCCGUGGAAGGCUGCGGCUGAAGUAGCCGGUUUCUGGCCGUUCGGGGGCUUCUGUAAGACCUGGCUGGCCUGUGACAUCAUGUGCUCCACAGCCUCCAUCCUCAACCUGUGCGUCAUCAGCGUGGACAGAUACUGGGCAAUCUCCAGCCCUUUCCGCUACGAGAGGAUUAUGAACAAGAGAGUGGCCUCCGUCAUGAUCGGCGUGACCUGGAUGGUGUCCGUGGUCAUCUCCUUCGUCCCAGUGCAGCUCAACUGGCACAGGGCACAGAUCAGUGACGAGGCCGGGGAGGAGGAUGUUUCGCGUCACGGUCGGAGCAUGGACGGGAGCUGUGACUCCAGCCUGAGCCGCACAUACGCCAUCUCCUCCUCCCUCAUCAGCUUCUACAUCCCCGUGGCCAUCAUGAUCGUCACAUACACGCGCAUCUACCGGAUCGCGCAGAUGCAGAUCCGGAUGAUCUCCUCCCUGGAGCGCGCGGCGGAACACGCGCAAAGUUGCCGUUCGGCUGUACCUGAAAUAUGUCCUCACCUGUGCGCGGAAAUCAGUGCGCAUUCAUACCAGGCUCGUGUCAGUGUGCAGGCUCAGAGUCAGACUCACCGGGAGCUCAGAGUCUCCAUCAGGAAAGAGACUAAAGUCCUGAAAACUCUGAGCGUCAUCAUGGGAGUGUUUGUCUGCUGCUGGCUGCCCUUCUUCAUCCUAAACUGCGCCCUGCCCUUCUGUCCCGGACCAGGGGCCCCGGGGAGCCAGCGUGGCCCUUACUGCGUCAACGAAAAAACAUUUGAUGUGUUUGUGUGGAUCGGCUGGAGCAACUCAUCCCUCAACCCGGUCAUCUACGCGUUUAACGCAGAAUUCAGAGACGCCUUCCUGCGCCUGUUGCGCUGCCGCGGCGGAGGAGGCUGCUGGGACGCGGUGAGCGCCGCGGUGGGAACGGUGAUGGACAGCGACAGGGCCGCGCACCUGAAGCAGGAGGGCCCGCUGAACGUGAGGCCGGGGGUGUCCUGCUCCACGAACCCCCGCGGGAGCGAGGACAGCGGCCACACCACAGUGACCGUGUGUUAUCACAGAGGGACAAACUCUGAGCAGGUGAUAGACACUGAGGAAAGCAACGACAAAGACAGACUGACGCAGAUACCCACAGAAGGGACAAUGUAGGACAUCCACCAGAAGGGUCAAAUGGUGGAGGGUGCACAUCAAACCCCAUGUGGAUUUAAGGGGAAACAAAAAAGGCCACACAGAACAAAAUUACACCUCAGUGGGUCUCCUGCUCUGAUAUCGAUUUGUUCAAUGGCCAACACACCAACGCCAAUUAUCAAACAUCAUUAUUUCUUUUAUAAAGGACCCUAGCCUUGGAUAUUGUCUUUUUGAGCAUAUCAUGAUUUGGGAUAGCCCAUUGUAGGUAAAGCUGUAACUUCAUAUUUGUUUUUACACUAUAGAGCUUCUCAAUUGUUCACCUGGAUGUUUAGAGAGAUUUUAUGGGUACUUCAUACAUUUACCUAUAUUCCCUAUAGCAUGCUAAAGAUGGACAAGUGAGAUCUGGACACAUAAAUGGAUAAAAUACAGUUGUUGUUGUUGUACAGGUUUUAUAUUUACUUUCUGUGGCCAAAGUAAUCAGGUUUAAAAAGCUCAUAGUUAAAAGGGAUAAUAUAAUUUCCUAUAUCGAGUAUUUAAGUAAUUUACGCCAAGGAGGUUCUGUUUGCAGCCAUGUUUGUUGGUUGGUUUGUGCGGACGGAUUACCACAAAUUUCGUUGGAUGUGGUAUGGGUGCGGAUCCGGGUCUGAGGGCAGAAUCAGGAUUUUUUUUCAACUUUCUAUAACAUUGCAUUCUAUAAUUUCCUUGAUUUCACUGAGAAUAGUCUCUGAAUCUUGAUGAUAAAAUCAGGCAUUUGUGUUCA
Molecule: messenger RNA, 2119 nt
Organism: Platichthys flesus (European flounder)
Lineage: Eukaryota; Metazoa; Chordata; Actinopteri; Pleuronectiformes; Pleuronectidae
Product: D(1) dopamine receptor-like
Exons: 1
Coding region: 1-1380 (459 amino acids)
Biological process (GO): adenylate cyclase-activating adrenergic receptor signaling pathway
Cellular component (GO): membrane
Molecular function (GO): G protein-coupled receptor activity
Source: RefSeq, a predicted model, not a curated record